Molecule: messenger RNA, 12839 nt
Organism: Cottoperca gobio
Lineage: Eukaryota; Metazoa; Chordata; Actinopteri; Perciformes; Bovichtidae
Gene: sptbn5
Product: spectrin, beta, non-erythrocytic 5
Molecular function (GO): protein binding
Source: RefSeq, a predicted model, not a curated record
CACGCCUUCUCUCUGGCGGAGCGGCAGUUCGGGAUCAUGCAGCUGCUGGAGGUGGAGGACAUGGUGGUCCCUCAUCCGGACGAAAAGUCCAUCAUGACCUACGUGUCCCUGUACUACCACUACUUCUCCAAGAUGAAGCAGGGCCAGACGAUCCAGAAGAGACUCGCUAAGAUAGUCGGGAUGCUUAUGGAGCUGGAUGACAUGAAGGUCCAGUAUGAGAGGCUGGUCUCAGAUUUGCUUCACUGGAUCAAAACCAAGGUGGUGCAGCUGAAUGACAGACGAUUCCCAAACUCUGUAAGGGAGAUGCAGAAUCUUAUGACGGCGUUCAAGACCUACAGGACGGUAGAGAAACCUCCCAAAUAUCAGGAGCGUGGGGCAAUUGAAGCUCAUCUUUUCAGUCUGAAGACUCAGCUGGCUGCCAACAACCAAUGGGCUUACAAUCCUCCAGAGGGUAAAACCCUGAGUGACAUAGAGAAGAAUUGGGUUUUGCUGGAGAGAGCUGAGCAUGAGCGAGAGCGAGCCCUGCAGGAGGCACUGCUCCGCCUGGAGAACAUGGAGCAGCUCGCCCAGAAGUUUGAGAGGAAGGCAGCAUUGAGGGAGGGGUAUCUGGAGGACACGCUGCGUCUGAUCCGGAGGCAGGACAACAGAGGUCUCUCCAGCCUGGAGGAGGCUCAGGCCGCCGGCCGCCGUCUGGAAGCCCUGGCCACCGACGCUCUGGCCAGAGAGCCACGGUUCGCCGCCCUGAGAGACAUGGCAAAGACCAUCGAGAGAGGAAACUACCACAGCAAGGAGCAGAUUAUCAGGAGAGAGGAGAACAUUAGCCAUCGAUGGAAGGACCUACUGCAACAGCUCCAAGAGCAGAGGGGGCUGCUGGGAAAUGUAGUUGAGAAUCUCAGCGUCCUCCGAGACAUCGACUUCGUCUCCCAGGAACUGAAAGAACUGCACUCCCAGGCCAGUUCCUCUGAACUGGGGAAACAGCUGGCCGAGGUGGAGUCUCUCCUUCAGAAGCAGGAUCUCCUCGAAGCUCAAUUCUCAGCUCACGGCGAAACCAUCACCGCCAUCGGCAGGACGGUGCUGAAGGUGAAAGUGAGAGACGGUCAGCAGAUUCAGAGCAGAGUGAGAGCUCUUGAGACUCAGUACAAAUCUCUGGUGUCCCUCAGCAGCAACAGGAGGAGACAGUUGGAGGCUCAGUUGAGGCUGUUUGAGUUCUUCUAUGACUGUGAGGAGAUGGAGGCCUGGCUUUAUGAACGCUGGUUGAGGCUGCAGACGGCCGGACUCGGACGAGACCUGAACAACAUCCAGCUGGCCCAACACAAACACAAGGUGUUGGAGGCGGAGCUCCAGGCCCAGGAGUCUCUGUACCAGGGGGUUCUGGGUAGAGGUCAGGACCUGCUGUCCAAACAGAGUCAGCUCAACCAGCGAGCGAUCCAGAAGUGGAUCCGAACCCUGAAGAAGAAGUGGAGCAACCUCACCGAUGAAGCAACAGGACGCCGCAACAGACUGCAGGCCGCCUCCAUCAUCAAACAGUACUUUGCAGAUGUGGCAGAGGCCGACUCCUGGCUGGGCGACAGGAAACCGCUGGUGACCAGCGAGGAUCAUGGGAAGGAUGAAUCGAGUACGGCGGCAUUGCUGCAGCGACACUUGCGGUUGGAGAAGGAGAUGGCAGCCUACACCUCGGAGAUAAAGAGACUGUCGGAGCAGGCGAGGAGCGCCAUGCAGCAAACCGCUCUGACUGCGGAGCCUCAGCAGAUUAAGAUGAUCCAAUGCAGCGACUCAUCUGGAGACGAGGAGGGGACAGGAGCGGUGACAUCACCAGCCGUCUACCGUCAGUUUCUGUGGGAUCGAAAUGAGAUUGUCACCAUCGUCAGCAAUGAGCCGGAUGGUGACCGAGUUCUGGCCAGAGACAGCCGAGGAAACCAGCAGCUCGUCCCCAAAACCUUCCUCAGCCUGCUGCCAGCCACGGCUCCUCCUUCCUCGCCGCCUGUCUCCACCAAUGGCGAGCCAGAGAGCCCAAACAGGAUGUUGAGUCGUCCGAGGAGCAGCCGCUCGAUGCGUCGCGUCACAGCUGAGAGCCAAACAACAUGUCUGCCGGACCCUCAGUACCAGAGAGAAACUGUGGAGAGUACGCAGGCCAGCCUGGACCGGGACUACAACUCCCUGUACAACCUGGUCAAGUCGAAGACGCUGCGCCUGCAGGAGACGCUGCGUCUGCAUCGAUUCUACAACAGCUGCCAGGAGUUUGAGUCGUGGAUUGAGGACAAGGAGAAUAUCCUGAACACCUUCAGCACCGACGGCGACAACCUGGGAGUAGUUCAGGCUAAAUACGAGAACUUCGUGACUGAGUUGGUAAGUGGGCGUGGCCAGUUUGAUGACAUCAUCAAGAUGGCGGAUGAGCUGGUGAAGAGCCGACACAGUAAACAGAGAGAGAUCCAGGACAGACGGAGGGCGGUUUCCAACAGGUGGGAUCGGAUCCAGCAGCUGAAGGAUGAGAAAGGACACGAGCUGCUGAGUACAGCAGACGUGCAGUCCUUCUUGCAGAGCUGCCAGGAGGCCAAAGCUCAGCUGCAGGGCCAGCUGUCCGGCCUGGAGACCGUGGACGUGGGCUGCAGCUCCUUCACCCUGCUGGCUGAGGAGAAGAACCAGACUCAGACCCUCAGAGACAUCCAGACCCUGGAGGCCAAGAUCGCCUACCUGAAGAGCGUCGCCAAGAUGAAGCAGGACUGCAGUCCAGCAGAGAGCGCAGCCAUCGUGGAGGAGGUUCGGGGUCUGGAGGCUCUGCUGAAUCAGUUGAAGCAUCAGGCUGCAGACAGACAGCGGCUCCUGGAGGAGGCCCGUCGGCUGCAGAGCUUCCAGCAACAGGCCAAGGAGCUGCAGCGCUGGGCCGGCUCGGUCCAGGAGCGCCUCCUGCAGGAUGAGACGGCCACUGACGUAGCAUCAGCCGUCGCCCUGCUGGAGCAACACCAGGAGCUCCAGCAGGAGAUGGAGGAGCAGAGGAGCAGGUCGAAGGAGAUGGAAAAGUUGGGGAAAUCUCUUCAGCAGGGCUCAGCUAAUGGGAAGGUGGGAGGUGUCGAUGUCCAACAAACCCUGGACAAGCUCAACGCUGAUUGGUCCAAGCUUGACAAGCUGUGGACCAGUAGGAAGGAGCAUUUGGAGCAGGGGGUGGAGCUCCAGAGGCUGGACCAGGAGGGAGACCGGAUCGAAGCGACGCUGUCUGGACACGAAGCCCGACUGAGGGUCAAUGACGUCGGGGACUCGGUGGACAGUGUCCACAGUCUGCUGGGCCGACAGGAGGAGCUCGAAGGUCUCCUGAAGGCUUUGGAUCAACAAGUGGAUCAUUUCACUGAACGCAGCCAGGAGCUCGUCAACCAGCAACACUACGCCGCGAAACACAUCAAUGAGAGGAGCAGGAGCAUCCAGAUGGACAACAGGAAGUUAAAGGAGAACAGCAGGCAGAGGAGGAGUCUGCUGCUGGCCUCAAAGAAAUAUCAGGAGUUCCAGAGAGACGCGGACGAGCUGCUGCUGUGGAUGGAGGAGAAGUUUAAGGUGGCGGAGGACGAGUCAUACCGCGACCCCACAAACGUUCUCCGAAAGCUGAAGAGACACGAGGCGGCGGAGAUGGAGAUGCAGGCUAACCAGGUCUGGCUGGACAGACUGGUUCAGCUGGGGCAGGAGAUGCUCACUGAAGAGCACAACGACAGUCAGAGCAUCAGCAGGAAGUCAACUCAGCUCAGCAGCCGGUGGAGGAGACUUCAGGACAAGAUGGCCGACAGAGGAGACAAACUGAGACAGGCGGGACAGCAGGAGCAGCUGAUGGAGCUGCUGCAGGAUGCCAAGCUGAAGAUUGAGGCAAUCCAGUGGAUGCUGAACAACGCUGCCCAAGGUCACGACCUGCGCUCCAGCCGACAGCUUCUGAAGGAGCAUCAGCAGCUGGAGCAGGAGGCCAAGGAGCUGGCGGAGAAGAUCAACUCCAUUGUCAGCAGGGCCAAACACCUCGCCUCUAAUCACUUUGACUCCCAGAGGAUCCUCCAGGAGACCGACACUUACCUCACUCUGUUCAAGUCUCUCCAGAAGCCUCUGGACCGGCGUCGAGCUCAGCUGGAGGCGUCGGUGCUGCUGUUUGGGUUUUAUCAUGACGUGGAUCUGGAGCUCAGCUGGAUCUCUGAACAUGUUCCUGCCUCUGGAUCUACAGGAUACGACAAGUCUCUGGCUGGAGCCAUCAGCCUCAUGCAGAAACACAAGGAGUUGCAAGCGGAAGUGAACGCCCAUCAAAAACACUUGAGCCAUGUCCUGGAGAAGGGACAGGGCCUGGCCAAAUCCAGUAAAUCAGAUGGAGAGGAAGUGCUCCAGAGGUGCAGGCACCUGAGUGCAGAAUGGGAGGAGCUAGAGGAGGCCUGCAACAGGAGAGCAGCUCACCUGAGCAAGGCCAUCACCAGAGAACAGCUGCUGUUGGACUGCUCAGAGCUGGAGUCCAGGCUGACCGAGACACUCACUCUGGUGAACACCGAGGACUACGGCAAAGACCAUCUGGCCACACAGAGUUUACUCACCAAACACCAGGUGUUGGAGGGCCAGCUGGAGGUGCUCGAGGUGGAGGUGGAGGAGUUAGGAGACCAGGUGGAGCAGGCGAUCCAGAACUGGAGCCUGGAGGAGCUCAACAGGCCUUUCAGUCGCCUCAGCAGUCUGAACCAGCAGCUGCAGCACCAGGCUGCUCUCAGAGGCCAGAGGUUAAAGGAAGUCCUCCAUAUGCACGAGUUCAGACGGGAGUCAUCGGAGCUGGAGGACUGGAUGAACCAGCAGAGACUGACGGCAGAGUCUCAGGACCUCGGCAACGACUACCAACAUAUUCAGUUGCUCCGUGGGAAGUUUGAAGGUUUCCUGAAGCAGCUGGAAGUUGGAGAGGAGAGACUGCAGAGCUGCAGCGAGCUGGCUGCUCGACUGAUCCACAACAAACAUCCACAGAGCUCUGCAGUCAGAGAGACACUGCAGCAGCUCAGUGCAUGCUGGGAGGAUUUGAAGGGCGUGGCAAGAGAGCGUCAGGAUCAGCUGCAGAGAGCCGAGGAAUGUCACCGCUUUUACCAAGAUCUGAGCGACGCACUGACACUCAUCAAGGAGCGACAGAAGAGCAUCCCUGACGACGUGGCGAAGAAUUUGAGAGGAGUGAUGUCACAGCUGAGGAAACAUGAAGCUCUGCUUCACGAGUUGGCUGCCACGGAGCAACAGUUGCAGGAGCAGCUGGACGGCGUCGACUCCAUCCUGGACCUCUGCACUCCUCAGUUGAAGCUCCGCCUACAGGAAGUGCAGCAGGAAGUGGUGGAGCGGUGGGAGGAGCUCCGACUCCAAGCGGAGCAGAGGGAGGAGGAGCUAAAACUGGCGUGUCAGAGAUACCUGUUCCUUAACACGGCGCAGGAUUAUUUCCUGUGGUGCAGCCAGCUGAUCGGUGCGAUGGCUGCUGAGGAGAGCAUCAGCGACGUGGCGACGGCCGACCUCCAGCUGGCCCAGCACCAGCAGCUGUGGGCUGAGAUGGAGGCCAGACAGGAAACCUUCCAACAGGCUCUGGACAUGGGAGAGGAGCUGCAGACGCAGGAGAGGACCAACAGGAAGGAGGUGUUGGAGAAGCUAGAGGCCCUGCAGAGGGAGAGAGACAAACUGGAGGAGCAGUGGAACCAGAAACAAAGCUGGUUAGAAACCAUUCACCUGGAGCAGGUCUUCUACAGAGACGUUAACAGCAUGGACAAAACCUCCAGCUCACAGGAGAUCCUGUUGCAGAACAGCACUCUGGGAAACACAGUUGAUGAGACGGAGGGUUUGAUCAAACGUCACGACGCUUUCGAGAAGCUGCUCAGCUCGCAGGAGGACAAGCUGUCCUCCCUGAAGGAGCUGGCCGAGCGGCUGAAGAAGCAGCUGAGUAAAGAGAAGAGCAGACGGGUCAAAACCAAACUCGAGGCCCUCCUCCAGCGACGUGAUAGGAUCAAGGAGCUGUCAAUCAAACGCAGGGAGGAGCUGGAACUCUCCAGGAUGCUUUGUAUCUUCAACAGAGACGUUGCUGAGGCUGAAGAGUGGGUGUCUGAGCGGAUGCAGAAGAUGGCGGAGGACGGUAAAGCCGACCUCAGCAAUCUGCAAGCCAAGAUGAAGCUUCUCCAGAAACAUCAAGUGUUUGAGGCCGAGAUCCUGGCUCACAGAGAGAUCAUCAGCUCUGUGCUGCUGGCCGGGGAGGAGCUGGUCUCCCUUCGACACCUGAGGUCCAAGGAGGUGAAGAGGAGUGCAGCCGCCCUGCAGCUCCACUGGGAGCAGCUGAAGAAGGCCCUGGCCACCCGAGGGAAAGCUCUGGAAGAUAACAGAGACUUCUUGGAGUUCCUGCAGAAAGUCGAAGAGGUGGAGGCCUGGAUCAGACACAAGGAGGUGAUGAUUAAUGUUGGAGACGUUGGCAAGGAUUACGAACAUGGAGUUCAGCUGUUGAAGAAACUCAGCGAGUUCAGGGGAACUGGAGAUGGGGACGUGACGGUUGACGACGCUCACAUCACAGCCAUCAACAGACUGGCCGCCAGACUGGAGAAGAGACAGAGCGCUGAUGAACUGGUUACUGUUAGACAGAGGAGACAGCAGCUCAACGACAGGUGGAGCAAGUUUCACGGAGAUUUGAACAAUUACAAAAGGAAGCUGGAGGGGGCGCUGGUGCUCCACGCCCUGAUCAGAGAGCUGGAGGAGGUCAGAGACAGAGCCAACGAGAAGAUGCUGCUGCUGCAGGGUCAGGACUGCGGGUUUGAUGUGGACAGCGUGGAGAACCUGAUCAGACGCCACGAGGAAACGGAGAGAGAGGCCGGGGUCAUCCAGGAGAGGUCAAAGGCCCUGGAGAAGGACGUCUCAGACCACCUGAAGGCUCGAUCAGUGAUGAGCGACAAGCUGAAGAACAAACAGAAGGAGGUGCAGAAAGCUCUGAAGACUUUGGACAAGGAGGUGAAAGUCAGGAAGGAGAAACUGCAGGAGGCUCUCCAUCUGCAGCUGUUCAAAGCCAACCAGCGCCUCCUGCUGGAGUGGAGUGUGAAACAGAGCAGUGAGAUGGCAGAGAAAGGCCUCCCCAAGACCAGAGCCGAGGCGGACCGGCUCAUCGUGGAGCAUCAGGACUGGAAAACGGAGAUCGACGCCCGCGCCGAGCGCAUCGACUCCGUCCGGGACUACGGUCGGAGUCUGAUCCGGUCGGGUGACGGUUCGAAGGCAGAGAUCCAGAAGGCACUGAACCAGCUGGAGGAAGCCAAAUCCGAACUGGACCGAGCCUGGCUGAACCGCAACACGACCCUGGAGCAGGCCCGCACCCUGCAGGUCUUCCUGGCCUCUGUAGAGCAGUGUGAGAGCUGGCUCAGCAACAAAGAGGCCUUCCUCUCCAACCAGGACCUGGGGAGCUUGGUGAUGGAGGUGGAGACCCUGCAGAGGAAGCAUGCUCAGUUCGAGGAGGCUCUGGAGGCUCAGGUGGACCAGCUGGACGAGGUGGAGAAACUGGGCCAGAAGAUGAUCCAACAGAAACACUACGACUUUGACAACAUCAGAGUUAAAAGCAGAGCACUCGCUGCCAGGCGGAGCCAGCUGCAGCAGCAGAGCAAAUCUCGUCACAAAGCUUUGGAUCAAUCACUGAAGCUGCAGCAGUUCUUGUCCAGCAGCUACCAGGUGUGUGUGUGGCUGAACGAGCGUAACGCUGUGGCGCUGGAUGAGAGCUGGAGGGAACCGACCAACCUUCAGGCCAAACUGCUGAAACAUCAGAGCUUCGAAGCCGAGAUCCUCGCUAACCGCUACAGAAUGGACACACUCACCAAGGAAGCAGAGAAGCUGCUGUCUGAGUCUCGAUCAGCCGACGUGAAGGUUGGACCUCGACUCAGAGAGCUGACGGACAGCUGGGACGCUCUGAUCCACAACUGUAAAGAGAAGAAAACCAGACUGCAGGAGGCCUACCAGGCGCUGCAGUUCCAGCGUUCAUUGGAUGACAUGGAGCAGUGCGUGGGCUCAGUGGAGAGCCAGCUGACCGAUGAGGACUGUGGAAGCGACCUGCCGUCUGUCAACAGGCUGCUGAAGGCUCUGCAGGGCCUGGAGGAGGAGGUGGACGGACACAGAGACAGAAUCCAGGGUCUGCUGGAAACGGCAAACAGCUUCCGCUCUCAGGGAAACUUCUUGGCUGAGGAGAUCCAGACGAGAGUGGCACACACCAUCAACAGGUACAAUGGUCUGGCGGAGCCCCUGCAGUGUCGUAGGGAAACCCUGGAGGCCUGGCAGGUUCUGUUCCAGUUCUACAGAGACCUGGAGGAGGAGGUGGCCUGGCUGAGCGACAGGCUGCCCUCCAUCACUGCUAAAGACUGGGGGAGCUCCCUGAGCAGCACCCAGCAGCUGCUCCACAAACACCAGGCUGUGGUACAGGAGAUCUCAUGCCGCGCCCCAUUGGUCCAGGCAGUUCAGGAGGCGGGACAUAGUCUGGUCAGAGGUCGUCACUUUGCGUCUCACGACAUACGGGAGCGUCUGCAGGAGUUAAAGAGUCUCCACGAGGAGCUGCUGAUGGAGGCGGAGAGGAAAGGGAAACUCCUGCAGGAGGCGCUCAGCAUCCACACCUUCCUCGCGAAGGUGUCGGAGUUGGAGCUGUGGUCAGAGGAGCAGCGGGCAGGUCUGGAGUCUCAGGACUGUGGGAGGAGCGAGGAAGCAACGGAGGCUCUGCUGAGGAGGCUGGACUCUGUGGACGUGGAGCUGGAGAACCAGAGGAGGACGGUGGAGAGGCUGCAGGAGAGCGGAGCCUCGCUGCAGCACCUCGGACAUCCCAACAGCCACCUGGUCAGUGAGUCUCUCCAAGGUGUCCUUGAACUCUUCGAGACUCUCGUCCGACUCUCCUCUACUCGUCGCGCUGCUCUGGAAGAUCAGCUCCGCCUCUACGUGUUUGAGAGAGAAGCCAAAGAACUACAAACAUGGCUGACCUCCAAGAAGGCAGUGGCGGAGUCUAAAGACUGCGGACAAGAUCUGGAGGCUGUAGAAGUCCUUCAGAAGAAGCUGGAGGUUCUGGUGUCGGAGAUGUCCGGUCUGGGUCGGAGCCGGCUGACCUCAGUGCAGCAGCUGGGCCGAGGGCUGCAGCAGGACGGCCAGGCCCGGAGGAGGGAUGACGCCCUCAGCGGGCUGUGGGACGACCUCAACAGCAGCAUCAGGACCAGAGAAAAGAGUCUGCAGUCAGCGAGGGAGGUUCAUCAGUUCAAUCACGAUGUGGACGAGCUGAAGGGUUGGAUGGCUGAGAAGGAGGCAGUGCUGGACUCAGAGGACCAGGAGCAAGACCUGCACUCAAUCCACUCUCUGCUGAGGCAACACGAGGCGCUGGAGAGGGACCUGGUUCUGAUCUCCGAGGAGGUGACCAGGAGCCGAGAGGAGGGCCGGGCUCUGAGCAGACGACAGCCUCAGGUUAGAGCCGCUGUGACUCAGAGGCUGGAGGAGCUGGAGGCCUGCUGGACCAACAUCCAGGACAAGGCCUCCCAACGCCGAGCCAGACUGGGCCAGGCCGAAACUGUGCAGAGAUACUUCUCCCACUGGACUGAACUCAUGGCCUGGCUGAGGGAGAUGCUGUCACUGGUUCGUGGGGAGGCGCUGAGUGUGGAGGGAACCGACCUGGAGCAUCUUACUAAAAAGCACGAGGAGUACCGCGUCCAGAUUGACAGACAGCUCAGCAAAUCACAGGCUGUGAAAGAGGAAGGGAGGUGCCUGAUAGAAGGAAGAAGCUUCAUGGCCUCAGAGGUGGAGGAGCGUGUGUGUGAGUUAGAGGAGUUGGAGGCGCAGAUGGAGAAGGUUUGGGAGGAAACGAGGCUCCUGUACAAGGAAGAGCUGGAGCGUUCUCUUCUCCAGAGGGAGCUGGAACAGGCAGAGCGCUGGCUGAGCUCCUACGAAAACACACUGAUGGCCGAGGACUACGGGGACUCUGUAUCAGAUGUGAUGGAGCUCCUGAAGAGGCAGGAGGACUUGGAGGCCAUGAUCCAGGCCCAGAGCGACCGCUUCAUAGCACUACAGAAGAAGAAAACGCAGAGGGAGGAGAGACUUCAUGGAAAUGAGAACACGGACCUUCAGGACAGAAAACCUCCGGCCAGAGUUUUAUCCCUGAGGAGGAAACCGUCUGAUCCAAAGACCCCGUGGACCUCCUCCUCCAGAGACAUCGUCCGUCGAAUCAGCAGCGGCGGGAAAACAGACAGAACCAUCAGAUCGCCCAUUCUAGACAAGCAAACCAGUGUCACGACCUCUGCUAGUCCUCCACCCAGCCCGUCCCUCCACCCUGACUCCGACACCCGGAGACAUUUCGGUACCAUCAGAAACAAACAGGAGGUGGAAGAAGACGCCAACAGUCCUCCUGCUAGUCCCAUCUCCAGCCCGACUGUAAACCCGUGGAGAAGUCGAAGCAGCCACUCAAACGUGACGUCUGCCACUCCCCUCAGAGCAUCGCCCGACUCCUCCUCUCUAAGACGCCCUCAGUCACCUCCACCCUCCCCCCCUCAAACCUCUGUCUCUUCUUCGUCUCCUGAGAAAGACCUUCCACCCAGAUCCAAACCGCCUCUGGCUACAAAGCCCAGAAUCUCCUCUACAGAGCAGACGUUCGGACGUCACCCGGAUCCCCGGACCGACUGGAGAAGCCUGCUACACCAUGAACCGCCGCCUCCACCAGUCGCACAAAGACGUUUUCCCCCUGACUCAACAAGGAAAGAGCUCCACAACGAGCCUGAUCCUCCUGCAGAACAGGUUACACCGACCGACUCCCCGACUGCUGCACCAAUCACAGAGAAGGAUGCAGAAUCUGCUGCACCAAUCACAGAGAAGGAUGCAGAAUCUCCUCCGCAGCAGAGGAAGUUAGAAGAUCUACCAGAGGACGAGGACAGCCUCCCCAGCUCCACACCGGAGGCAACGGCAGAGCAGCCAAUCAGAAUGGAGGGGACGCUGGAGAUCAAACUGAAACAAGGAGGGAACAAGGGUCUGGAGCACUGGGAGGAGGUGUUUGCUGUCCUGGAAGGAGAGACGCUCAGCCUGUUUAAAGACAGAGCAGCUGUUGCAGAGAGGACCUCUAGGUGGCCUCCUAUCAACAUGGAUGGAGUUGUCUGCAGGGAGAACGUUCACUACAGGAGAAAGGACAACACGUUCAAACUGAUACUGGAGGACGGCAGUCAGUACCUCUUUGCAGCGUCCAGCAGAGAACUCCAGCUGCUUUGGGUAAAGAAGCUCCAAAACUGCCCAGAAUCUGCCAGCAGCGACUCUGACGACUCAGGGAGAGCCUCGUCAGUCAACCUGAGCUUGGAGAAGUUGACGGAGACGACGCAGGAGGAUUCGGCCUCGACCAAACCGUUCGACGGAGCUGAGAGCCUGGAGAAACAAUCUUCCACCGUGGGGCAGCCUCCUCCCAAACCCCCCCACACAUACUACGACAAACAUCGCUACCAAGAGGAAGGGGAGGUCGGGACCGGUACAGAGAGCGAUCAACACCGUCCCUCUUCAGUGCCGCCGCCCCACCACGAUGCCCAGGACCCCCACACUGUGACCCCCCAGCUAACAGACGACACCGCGAGCAGAGACAAGUCGAAGAGGAGCGUCUUCAGGAAGUUUUUCACGAAGAAGUAAAACUUUAUUUUGACUCAUCACGACUCUCUUUCCUCCGCCAAAUAGUUGAGCUGACCAAGACAUUAAUAUUUGAAUAAUGAGGUUUAUCUCUUCCCAGACGCAGGAGUCACAAAAACCUUAUCAGAUGCUAAGUGGAAAUAGUUUUACUUACAAAGUGCUUUUUAUUUAAGUGCCUCACAGGAAAUAAAGAAACCAGUGAUUGAAGAUGAGCGCAAGAUUCAUUCUUGACCUUUCAACAGUCGAGUAGAAAAUAUUUAACUUAACUCGAGCUCCGCCGAACAAUUCCUCGCUCCUGUUUGGUGAAACUUGCUCGAUUAAUAGUCGUGUUGCUGCUACUUCCAUCCGGGGUACGUCACAGGUUUGGAUCUAAUCCCUUCCUGCAGCAGGUAAACAUCUCGCUCGCACACAUUUAUCCAGAACUCCUCAGAUUAGUUUCGACGUCUAUCUGAAAACUAUCAGUUUAAUCUCAGAGUCAAAGUGUUUGUCAAACCGGCUCCAUGUUUUUGUGAAUGAAACGCAGCGACAGAUGGAUGUCACGUCUGCCGGUUAACAUUCUCUUUACCUCGGCUGAGAAUCUGCUCGUGUGUGUUUUUUGAUUCUAAAACACUUUUGAAGCGACUUCGUCUGAAGGGUUUUGAUCUCCACCUUUUCUGAAAAGUGACAGACGGCAAAUCAAUGCAAACAAAUGUGUCACAUUUGGAAACAUUAACGCAGACGAUGCUCCAGUGAUUUUUAAAAGAUGAACUUUGGUUAAUGAUAUUCAAUGUUUUUUUUGGAAACGAAUUCCAUUUAUUUAUUAAUGAGCAACAAAUCCAAACAUCUUCAGACUCAUCGCCUCCUGCAUUCAAUCAGAUCAAUAAGUCAAUCAUUAAAAAUAAUGAGUCAGAUUAAGACGUUUGAGAGAAAUCAGGAGUUCAAACACUUCAUUCAGUUUUGGGGGAAUUAAAGCCAAUUGAAGUGAUUUGAGUGAGAGUCAUUCAGAGUUUAUGAAUCAUAAACAUCAUAAACAUGUGACGUAACUUCAUCAUUGAUUAGGACGAUGUUUGUAUUCAAGGUUUUAAAUUAAAACUCUUCAUAUUUUUGUAUUAAGUAAAAAUCAUUGUACUGAUUACUGUAAGAUUUCUUCACUGCAUUUACAAUAAAGCAGAUUAUGAAACGUAAUGUAGAGGAUUUAAAGCAAACUCAUUACUUUGAUUGAAUUGCACUAAAUGUUUUUAAUUAAAUAUUUCCAC